Molecule: messenger RNA, 303 nt
Organism: Rotaria sp. Silwood1
Lineage: Eukaryota; Metazoa; Rotifera; Eurotatoria; Philodinida; Philodinidae
Source: the annotation of a GenBank genome assembly
AUGAAGACAUUUAUUUUUCUUGUUAUUUGUGUAUUACUAUUCGUCGUUUCAACUUCGAAUGCUAAACGUUUAUUUUAUGAUAAUGAUAAUGAUAUGGAAUUAACAGAUAAAAGAGCUCGAAUGUUUCUUCGUUCAAUGUCAAAUGGUGAUAGUGAUGAUGAUGCAGGAUCAUUGGAUACUCGUGAAAUUGGCAAGAAUUGUGUUCCAUGUAAAUUUGGUAUUAAUCCUUGCUGUCCCCCAAAUAUUUGCAUUAAGAAGAGAUUCCGUCCAGAUGAAUGCAUGGAAGUUAAACCAGGCAAAUAA